This is a messenger RNA of Anopheles marshallii, 819 nucleotides long. Its product is annotated as deoxynucleoside kinase. Lineage: Eukaryota; Metazoa; Arthropoda; Insecta; Diptera; Culicidae. Gene Ontology annotation, molecular function: deoxynucleoside kinase activity. Bases 1 to 819 code for a protein of 272 amino acids. The transcript is spliced from 5 exons. The record is from RefSeq and is a predicted model, not a curated record. Gene Ontology annotation, cellular component: cytoplasm; mitochondrion.
AUGCUGGUUCAACCAUUGCUGUUCAUGUUGCGACCGGCAGUGCGACCGAUCAGUCAGUUUGGACGCAACGUUUACAGCAUGUUUUCGAUAGCGAAUGAAAAGUUGGGCUCCAAUGGAAAGAAACCGUUCACGGUGUUCGUGGAGGGUAACAUUGGAAGCGGCAAGACGACGUUCCUGAACCACUUCCAGAAAUUUGACGAUAUCUGCUUGCUGACGGAACCGGUGGAGAAGUGGCGCAACUGUGGUGGUGUCAAUCUGCUGGAUCUUAUGUACAAGGAGCCCCACCGUUGGGCGAUGCCAUUCCAGACGUAUGUAACGUUGACGAUGCUCGGCAUGCACACUUGCCAGACGGACAAAUCGGUCAAACUAAUGGAGCGGUCAUUGUUCAGUGCGCGAAAUUGCUUCGUGGAGAGUAUGCUGGCCUCUGGUUCGUUGCAUAGCGGCAUGUACAAUGUGCUCCAGGAAUGGUAUGACUUCAUCUGCUGCAAUAUCCACAUACAAGCGGACCUUAUUGUGUAUCUACAAACGAGCCCUGAAGUGGUGUACGAACGGAUGAAGGAACGGGCCCGUUCCGAAGAAAGCUGCGUUCCGCUCGAGUACCUCAAAGAGUUGCACGAACUGCACGAAAACUGGCUCAUUCAUGGCGCGUCACCACGUCCCGCUCCGGUGUUGGUGUUGAACGCAGACCUCGAUUUGAACACCAUCGGAACGGAGUACAAACGGUCCGAAACGAGUAUAUUGAAGCCGAUCCUAAUAGAAAAUACCAACCAGCACGCUAUUCUCACCUCGCCAGCAAAGCGCGCCAAGACGGAGUUUUAA